UUUUUAGCAUCAAACUCGUACUCGUAGAAUUUGAAACUUUUGGCUUACAUUUGAAUUCACCAUAUGUGACUGGUCAAAGGUCAAAAAUAGGUGUUAGCCUCAUAUUUUUACUCCACUAUUUAACAAUUUUAGAGUCCAAAAUGAGAUUAAUGACCCAUAAUUGCUUUGGACCGUGAUGAUAAGGUAGUCAUCUAAUAAAGUUCUCAAGGUCAAGGAUUGAAGAGCUCUUGGUGAUAUUCAGUCACGGGGAUAUAUAAUACGUAGCAAACACCAUAAACAGGCCUAGGCCCAAUUCAACUUGACGGUUCAGCGCCAAAAUGAGUCAAAUAUGAACCGUUGAGAAUUCAAAUUCGAACAUAAUUAAAUAUUUCUCUCAUGUCAAUUGUCAUCCUUUACAAUUUAGAAUCAAUCCCUAACUCUUAGAACCAAAAGCCGCCAUGAAAACUGUGCGUGUUUCUCCGCAACCAGUGAAUAAAAUCAAUCCCAUUUCCAUGGAACACAACAAUCGAUCCCAGUUCAGAGAUGAGAGAGAAACAAAUUACUUCCCUGGGUGCCGCAAAGACGCCAAUUGCAAUUGCAAAAUGUGUUUAGAAAGCAUAACAGCUACUUUAGAUCUUAUGCCUAUGAGUGUUCAAAGAAGCUCUCUUACUAAGCUUUCGGCAUGUAAACCUACAGUCGAGAUAACCCCUCUCUCAAUUGAUCCAACUCUUCUGUCUACUCCCACAUCAAAGAUUCCUCCUGUCGUUGAGACUGCAUCUUCAAAAACCGUUCUUCGAUCCACUGCGACAACAAGGAAUUUCAAAAAGGUCGAGUUAAAGAAGGGAAAAAUCGGGAUGAAAUUGAAGGUUUUCAAGUGGGUUUUGUUGUUAGGGUUGAUUAUUGGAUUUGAAUUCGGGUUUUCUUGGGGAGUUCCUCGGGUUUUACAGCCCGAAUUGUCAGGGGAGAUGGUCAGAGAUGUGGUUAACAAUUCUUCUAGUUUUGAGAAAUUGAAUGUAAGGUUGAUCUCAAUUCGGAAAGAGUUAAUUGGUUUUGUCGCUGGAAAGGUUUGUUGCUGUAAUCUUGACAAUUCAACCUGGAGAAUCAAUCAGGAUGGGCUGAUGUUAAUCUCUUACUGCAUAUUAUACCAAUCAGCAGCGGAGGAAGUAGUCAUUAGAGGGUGGCCUCUGGAGACUGCAGGUCUCUUUACAGCGGAGUUUUCAUCGCGAUCCUUCACUCUGUUGUCUGGUAGAAUCACAGAGUGGCCUGAAGGACAAAUGAGCAGUGUGAUUCGAGAGGUGAGCAGCACAUGGAUGAUCAGAAAAUGGAGUGCUUCAGUGAUGCGAUUUGAACCAAACACUUGGUUAAUCGAGUACAGAAGAAACUGUCUGUUGGAGAAUCAUAAUGGUUUGGUGCUUGCAGUUGAGUUCAUCUUCUUUAGAAUUUCAAAAUUGGUGCAAAUAGUGAAACGAAAGUUUUGGUAUUUGUCUGAGUUGAGAUACUAUACUUCUUCAACUUCAAAAGCUACUGGUUUUAGUGUCCCUACUUGAAUGAGUAUGCAGCCUUGUACUUUUUGUACAUCUCUUAUCAUAGGUAGAUUACUCUUCAACUGUGUAUACUUGAAUUUGUCAAGAUAGGUACUUAGGUAGAAGUAUAUCUAUUGUAUUACCAACCAUCCAAUUCUUUCACUUUGUUUUUGCUUAUAAAUUGCCAUUUCUGUGAGUAUUCCUCUCUCGUUCUAGGGUGUUCUAGAAGCAUCUAGAACGCUCAUGAAGGUUCUAAAAUGUGUUAAAAACACCUAGUACAUUCAUGAAGUACUAGAGUAUGCUAGAAAAUACUAGCGUACUCAAGAAAGGGUUAAAUGGUGCUAGAAGGUUGUGGCACUAUUUUAUAAAUACUAGAACAUACUAGAGUAAUGUAAAAUAGUGUGGUGUGUACUAGAGUGUUCUGGGCAUGUCCAGAACCUUAUGGGUCUUUCUACACAUGUGUAUAAUUCAGGACAGUAGUGUAGAAGAUUCUAAGGAACUCCAGGUUAGGAGCAUUCCAGAAUGGCCCCAAGGUCAGGGGGCUUGCCUAUAAAUAGGCACUUAGGUUCAUAUUGGCAUCUAAGUUUCAACAAGUUUCAAAAGCUCUUGUAAAGCAUCUAACUUUUUUGUAAAAGCAUUCUCUUACUAAUACAAAGCCUUUUCUCACACAAAUACUCUUUUACUAAGUCUUUCCUUAGCAAGUCUAACUAAGCUCAUCGACUUGCAUACUUAAAGGGUCAAGUUUGAGGCUGAGCUAGUGCAAUUGUUAGUCAUUGAUACUAGUGCCGCACGGUUUUCACUGGGUAAAUAAGUAGCCUCGUGACACUUGAAUAGGCAUGGAAUUCUUCUUAUGAUAAGUAUUAUUCAUGGCUGAAUUAUUAUAUAUGAUUAGAAUUAAUAAUGAAGCAUUAUAUAUAGCGUUUGAUCGAAGAAGUAAUUAAGAGAAAUAUAAAAAGUAAUCAGUUAAUUAUUUGCUCUAAAUAAAUCUCACUAUAUGUCUUCUCUCUAACCGAAGAACUUGCAAUAUAUAAUCUUUUAAAUCUAUUAAACCGUUAGA
Molecule: messenger RNA, 2559 nt
Organism: Amaranthus tricolor (Joseph's coat)
Lineage: Eukaryota; Viridiplantae; Streptophyta; Magnoliopsida; Caryophyllales; Amaranthaceae
Exons: 4
Coding region: 438-1526 (362 amino acids)
Cellular component (GO): endoplasmic reticulum
Source: RefSeq, a predicted model, not a curated record